Messenger RNA from Pogona vitticeps (central bearded dragon), 4175 nucleotides. It is a transcript of the gene SLC5A3, whose product is annotated as solute carrier family 5 member 3. Gene Ontology annotation, cellular component: plasma membrane. The record is from RefSeq and is a predicted model, not a curated record. Gene Ontology annotation, biological process: myo-inositol transport; transmembrane transport; inositol metabolic process. Lineage: Eukaryota; Metazoa; Chordata; Lepidosauria; Squamata; Agamidae. Gene Ontology annotation, molecular function: D-glucose:sodium symporter activity.
CGUUUCUUCUCAGGGGCACCCGAGCUGCACCUUCCCCACAAAAGAUGCCCCGUUAUGAGCUGGCGUUAAUCCUAAAAGUCAUGCAGAGGGGUUGGUACAGUAGGCCUCACUAACUUAGCUGCAUCUAAGAAUUUCUGCUACAUCAACAAAGUUAAUGGUGAUGCUCUUGUGGAUUGGCGAAUUAAAGUGCGUGCUAAGUAUUUAAGAAGCGGAAAAAACAAAUUUUGUCUUCUCAAAGUUGUACUGCAACCACUACUAUCAAGACAGCAAACCAAUGGACAAAGAAUUUGAUCCACAGUGUUUGUAAAACUAAACUGAUUUGUCUUACUAAAGCUUGGGGUCUUUGAUCUUGGACUUCAACAUUUGGAAUUUACUUUGUUUACAAAAAUGAGGGCAGCUUUGGAACCAGCAGACAUUGCCGUUGUGGCAGUGUAUUUUGUGCUUGUGAUGUGCAUAGGCUUUUUUGCCAUGUGGAAAUCCAAUCGAAGCACUGUAAGUGGUUACUUCCUGGCAGGGCGAUCUUUGACGUGGGUAGCAAUUGGUGCUUCCUUGUUUGUGAGCAACAUCGGGAGCGAACAUUUCAUUGGUCUUGCAGGAUCUGGAGCAGCAAGUGGAUUUGCCGUUGGGGCAUGGGAGUUCAAUGCCUUAAUGCUUUUACAGCUCUUGGGAUGGAUCUUUGUUCCAGUCUACAUACGAUCAGGAAUAUACACCAUGCCUGGAUACUUAUCCAAACGCUUUGGAGGGCACAGAAUUCAAGUGUACUUUGCAGUGUUGUCUCUGGUUCUGUAUAUCUUCACCAAACUUUCAGUAGACUUAUAUUCAGGUGCAUUGUUUAUUCAAGAAUCACUGGGUUGGAAUAUUUAUUUGUCAGUUAUACUGUUGAUUGGAAUGACUGCAUUACUGACAGUGACUGGGGGUCUCGUGGCAGUCAUCUACACAGACACGGUUCAAGCUCUUCUCAUGGUUGUUGGUGCCUUCACACUUAUGAUCAUAAGUAUAUCAGAAGUUGGUGGGUUUGAAGAGUUGAAGAGAAGAUACAUGUUGGCAAAACCAAAUAUUACAUCAAUCUUGUUGACAUACAACCUUUCCAAUACUAAUUCCUGCCAUGUUGACCCAAAGCCUGAUUCACUGAGAAUGUUGCGUGAACCAACUGAUGAAGAUAUUCCAUGGCCUGGUUUCCUUUUGGGGCAGACUCCAGCUUCUGUAUGGUACUGGUGUGCAGACCAAGUCAUUGUUCAGAGAGUUUUAGCAGCAAAAAACAUUGCUCAUGCCAAAGGAUCCACUCUGAUGGCAGGUUUUCUAAAGCUUUUGCCCAUGUUCCUUAUAGUUGUUCCAGGGAUGAUUUCACGAAUACUAUUUCCAGAAGAUAUUGCAUGUAUCAAUCCAGAACACUGUAUGCAAGUAUGUGGGAGCAGAGCUGGAUGCUCUAACAUUGCCUACCCACGUCUGGUAAUGAAGCUUGUUCCUGUUGGCCUCCGAGGCCUUAUGAUGGCUGUAAUGAUUGCUGCAUUAAUGAGUGAUCUUGAUUCUAUAUUUAAUAGUGCCAGUACUAUAUUUACACUUGAUAUCUACAAGCUCCUCAUACGGAAAAAUGCAUCAUCCAGAGAACUAAUGAUUGUUGGAAGAGUUUUUGUUGCUUUUAUGGUGGUAAUAAGCAUUGCCUGGGUGCCAAUAAUAGUGGAGAUGCAAGGAGGCCAAAUGUAUCUAUAUAUACAAGAGGUAGCAGACUACUUGACUCCACCUGUGGCUGCUAUAUUUCUCUUGGGUGUGUUUUGGAAGCGUUGCAAUGAGCAAGGGGCCUUUUUUGGUGGAAUUGUUGGAUUUGUUUUGGGAGCUGUACGACUGAUACUGGCAUUUAUCUAUCGUGUCCCUGAAUGUAACCAACCAGACACAAGGCCGUUCUUUAUUAAAAGUAUCCAUUACAUGUAUGUUGCAACUGCACUGUUCUGGAUCACUGGAAUUGUGGCUAUAACAGUAAGUUUGCUUACACCGCCACCUUCAAAGGAACAGAUUCGCAUGACAACAUUCUGGUCUAGGAAAAAGAGGACACUGAAAGAAAACACUUCAGUGGGCAGUUCAUUCAAAGCACAAGAGAAGACCAUCUUAAAAUAUAGUGAAACUCCCAAUCUUAUCUCUUCAAAUGGGAAGUCUGAAGAAAAUGAUAAAAAUGAUCAGCCGGAAAAUGUUAAUCUUCUCCUUACUUGCACAGAUGACAGCAAUCCAGUGAUUUCUCUGAGUAACUCAGAAGUUGAGACACCAGUUGAUUGUUACUCUAAUGGUCAGGCAGCUCUUAUGGGUCAAAAGAAGACUAAGGAGGAAGAUGAGGAGGAGACAGAGGGUAGUAAGAAAAACUGGAGAUUCAUAGAUUGGUUCUGUGGCUUUAAAAGUAGAAGUAUGAAUGAUAGAGUCAUCCCAGAGAAGGAGGAAGAUGAGACUAUUUGUCUACAAAUGCUGGAAGAAACCCCAAAAGUUAAAUUACUACUAAAUUGUGUAUUAUUCUGUGUGUGUUCACUUGGAAUAUUCAUGUUUGUUUAUUUCUCUUUGUGAACAAAUGAUUACUUUUAAGAGUAUGGUCAAACUGAAGUAGAGACAAGGUUCUUUGGAAAAUAUUUAUAUAAAAAUUAUGUAUGUGUUUGUGUCUUAACAUCUCAGGCAUUCUUUACACUAUUAUCAGCCAAACUAUUUUUCAACCAAUCUGAAAAUCAUUUUUAAAAUACAUCAGAACAUUUGUGCUUUAAUGCAGAAUGUCUGGGGAACUGCAGUAUGGAAAGCUGAGUUUUGGAUACCAAAAGGAGACAUUAAUGUGUUAAAGGUGAAAUCCUUCAGCAUUCUGUCAAAAAUAAAAAUAGGGUUAAGAUUAGAAUAUUAACACUUCCAAUCUGGUUAAGUUGUAUAUUAUAAAGAAUGCAGUAGAAGAUUUCUGAAUGUGAGUAGAUACUAUAUUCUGAAUGAUGUGAAUAAAGCAGCUUUUUCUGGGAUUUUUCCUACCCCUCAGAUUUACAGAUCUAGCUAUGUGUUCACUCCCCAGCCCCAUAAAUUUUAUCUGAUCCCUGGUAUUUCAGGUGGUUGGAAUCCCACACUGUACAAUUCUACAGCUGCCCUUUUUCUUUUUUUAGAUAAAGCCAAAUAUUUUAAAACAGUCUGUGCUCUUGCUGUCUAUUUUAAAAAAACUAUUAAAAGUAGUGAAUAGAUACCUGUGCAAAGCUGUGCAGAAAGAACGGUCCAGACCAGACAAGCUGACAUCCUCUAGAUAUACUGAUUUCCAACAUCUUACCAACAUUCCUCGUAGGAUGAUGGGCAUUGUAGUCCAAUACAUUUAGAUAGUGUCAGUUUAGCAAAGGCAGCUCCAGAAAGUCAGUAGAAUAUUAAUCUGUCUGGUAUAUUUAUAAAUGUAUGUUAUUUUGCUUGUAUAUCUAUUUUUUAUCAUACAUUUUUUCCAUUAAAAUCUUUAGGAUUACUACAGUAUUUUCCACAGUGUAUGUUGGCAAAGGAAAGAAUCUAGCGUUCUUCCCCCUGCCCCAGCCUUUGUACAGUCUAUAUACAGUGUAAUGUUCUGUUUAAAUCUGUUCUGGUGUCUGAUGAUGAAUUAGAAAAAAAAACUGAUACAGACAGGUGCCCUUUUCUCUUAACAUUCCUUUAUUUGGGUUUCAUUUUUUUGGUGGGAGGCGGUUAGGAGCAGAAAAAGGUUAUGUAAUGUCCUCGUUUUCCCUUUUCAAAGGAAAUCUUAAUGUUUCAAGGCAUAUUUACUCUUUCCUCUUGAGGUUAUAGACUAAAGACAUGUAAUGUAAGUAAGAUUGGUAACCAAAGCAGAAAAUAUUUAAAUGGGACAACCCCAGUGUAGCUAUGAAUAUGAAUUUCAGCAACUGCAUUGCUUAACUUCAGUGCAAACGGAAGCAUUUUGGCCACUGUUUUUCCUCAGGAUUGGAUUUUUAAAUGAAUGCCACAGGAAGGACUUGUCUCAGCCUGGCAGCUGUUGUGGCUGUGGUUGUGGCAGCAAGGAGCACUGUUUUUCUGUCCCCUCAAUCCUCAACGUUUUGAAUGCUUAUGCGGCACAAUGGAGGACAGUAGCUGCACCUCCGUGCUGGAGAAUUGGCAACAGGCAGGGCUCAUGGAAAUAGUUCCUGGAAGUCAUGAGUGACUGUAGAACCUCUUCAGAAAGCUCUCCUGUAGCAAUA